UAGAAGACGGUCAUUUCGACCAGCCAACAGAAUGACUCGCCUCUCUUGUUUUCUGCUCGUUGUUGGAUUGUGCGUUGGGCUGAGUAACGCAAAAUGGAAUGAGAAAAACUCUGUACACUUCAAGAACUCUCUUGGUCGAAAUAAUAUCUUGAAGAUUAAUUGUAUAUCAAACGACGACGAUCUAGGCUUCCAUUUUUUGCGGCCUGGAGAAACCUACGAAUUCAGUUUUCAUGAUAGUGUUUUUAAGACAGAAUUUUUCUGUGACCUAUGGCAAGGGCCUAAUUUCAAGUUCCAUGCAGGGUUCACAGGAUAUGAAGGUGGUGGUCUCAUAGUUCAUUAUGGUAAACAAAACUUUUGGGAUGCUAGAGAAGAUGGAAUUUACUUCACACAUGGCCAAAAAACGCCCAAGUUAGAGUAUAAUUGGGAAUAAAAUUGGCUCACUUUUCUUUUAAAUUCACUUCACACAUGGCCAAAAGUAAUUAGUUUAUUUUGCAUUGUGAAAGGAUACCUUUUUCAUAAAUUAUCAAAGGCACCUUUAUAAUA
This is a messenger RNA of Raphanus sativus (radish), 543 nucleotides long. RefSeq names its product S-protein homolog 8-like. The transcript has a single exon. NCBI's taxonomy places the organism in Eukaryota, Viridiplantae, Streptophyta, Magnoliopsida, Brassicales, Brassicaceae. The record is from RefSeq and is a predicted model, not a curated record. The coding region runs from base 32 to 430 and encodes 132 amino acids.